Molecule: messenger RNA, 1191 nt
Organism: Penicillium argentinense
Lineage: Eukaryota; Fungi; Ascomycota; Eurotiomycetes; Eurotiales; Aspergillaceae
Product: structure-specific endonuclease subunit SLX1
Exons: 2
Coding region: 1-1191 (396 amino acids)
Biological process (GO): double-strand break repair via homologous recombination
Cellular component (GO): Slx1-Slx4 complex
Molecular function (GO): crossover junction DNA endonuclease activity; 5'-flap endonuclease activity
Source: RefSeq, a predicted model, not a curated record
AUGGACACGCAGGAAGAGCCUCGGCCUAUCCCGGCCUACUACUGCUGCUACCUGCUCCGUUCGACCGUCAGGCACUCGUCGCUUUAUAUCGGCUCAACACCAAACCCCAUCAGACGACUAUCCCAGCACAAUGGUGCGGCCAAGGGUGGGGCCAAGCGAACAGCACGAGAUAAAUUACGGCCCUGGGAAAUGGUUCUCGUCGCGGAAGGGUUCACGAGUCGUGUGGGCGCCCUUCAAUUUGAAUGGGCCUGGCAACAUCCAGAGAGAACUCGUCAUAUCGAGUCCGAUGAUGAGGUAUCCCGAUCGAAGGUCAUUGUCAAUUCCAAAACGGGCAAGACAAAACCACGCAACUCGCGCUCGCGGAGAUCAUUGACGGCUCACCUGGAGGAUCUCCAUACUCUACUACGAUCUGCCUACUUUGCCAGCUGGCCGCUACGUGUACGCUUUUUCUGCACGGAUGUUCAUCGCGUAUGGCGAAUGUGGAAUGAUCGCGUGGAUACACCCCUGCCAGAUCAAAAAUCGAUUUUGGACGGAGACUGCCCCGCCAGGGCCACUGACAAUGACGCUGUGGGCAGUAUCAAUCAGCUAACAGUGGAUUAUUCAAAGUUGGAAAAUUACUUGGAGAAGUCCAUGUUCCUUCUAGAUGACGCGGAAGAUCUAAUAUGUCAGAUCUGCAAAGCUUCAACCAUCCCGGCUGCCGAACAAAUCGUUGUUUGUCCACAAGACUCAUGCCGCAGCGCAAAUCAUCUGCUGUGUCUAUCAGGGGAAUUCCUCGAGGCCGAGGACGACCCGGACAAUCUAAUUCCCACCAAAGGAACCUGUCCAACAUGCAAAGAAACUGUGCAUUGGCCAUUGAUGAUGCAAGAGCUGAGCGUGCGCAAUCGGGCUGAGAAGGAAGCCCGGGCAAUUCUGCGAAGAAAGGACAGGCGCGACCGCAAGAAGAAACCAAUUACAGCACGAGAGACUUCUGUUGAUCCACCAUUUAGCAGCCAGUCGCAGCAGGCAGGGGAUGCUGAGUGCACACUGGCUCGAGAUGAUACCCAACUGGAAGAUGACUGGCUCGACGGCGGAGACCUAGACUCGGAUUCGGAUUACGAGGGUCGACAGCGAAUUCCAACACCUCCCCCUCCUUCUAGGCUCGAGAUUGUCAUCGAAGAUAGUGAAUGGGACGAUGCCGAGAUUGUUGAAUGA